Molecule: messenger RNA, 772 nt
Organism: Ficedula albicollis (Collared flycatcher)
Lineage: Eukaryota; Metazoa; Chordata; Aves; Passeriformes; Muscicapidae
Gene: ABRACL
Product: ABRA C-terminal like
Exons: 3
Coding region: 181-426 (81 amino acids)
Biological process (GO): regulation of actin filament-based process
Source: RefSeq, a predicted model, not a curated record
UCCCAGCGCGGUCCUGCCGAGGGCCACCGGUGCCUGCAAGGGGACGGCUCGGAGCUGCGGGUGACAGAUGUGCCUCUGCGUGUGUGUGUGCGCGCGUUCGGCGCGUUUCUGCCAAAUAAGGAGAAGUUUAAUUUCCGUACCACGUACUGCCUUGCAGCGGUGUAUUGGCAUCAGACCACAAUGAAUGUGGAACAUGAAAUUAGCCUCCUAGUUGAGGAGAUUCGGCGGCUGGGAACCAAAAAUGCUGAUGGACAAGUGAGUGUGAAAUUUGGUGUGCUGUUUGCUGAUGACAAGUGUGCCAACCUCUUUGAAGCCCUGGUGGGAACGCUUAAGGCGGCAAAACGACGGAAGAUCAUCACUUACCAAGGAGAGCUGCUUUUACAAGGUGUUCAUGACAAUGUGGACAUCAUGCUGCUGCAGAACUGAUGCAGUGUUUCAACUGUGCAUUAGUGGAAUUGUUUGAAACAGUUUGAUCAAUCAAACAAUUAUUUGAUUUGCCACACACUCUUAAUAAGGUUGAUCAUUCCAAGGCAUUUUGAUGUAUUUUGUAUAUCUUUAUAGUCAAAAGAAAACUGUCCUAUUUUGGAAAACAUUCCCUUUUGUAAGUCUUCCUAAAAUGGUACUGUAUGUGAGUAAUGUAAAAGAUGCCAGAUCUUUUUCUCUCUCUUUUUUUUGUUCUUUUUUUUUUUUUUUUUUUAAAUCUCAGGUAAUUCUCUCAAAUGUCUGGUGGUUAUUUUCAACAUAUGAAAAAGAGGACUGGUAAUUUAAUGUU